AUGGAGGAACGGCAGGCCUUCUUCGUAGAGAGCACGGAUGGGCGCAAGUUUAAGAUGGUCAUCCGCGGCGAUCUGGGCAAGCUCAGUGUAGCCAAAAUUCGCCGCUACCUCAGGUCAUACGGUGUGCCAGAGAACCAGCAGCUGCUUUCUGGCGACCGUGUGCUGGAGGAUGACAUGCUGGGGGAGGAUUUCGGAUUGGAGGACGAAGGCGUGCUACACCUAUGGGAGCCAUCGGUUUCCCGACGUCCAGAGACUGCCGCUAUACCAUCCGCCCCACCACCGCAGCAGCAACAGCAACGGCCGUACGCACCACAGGAGACAUGGCGCGAUGAGCCCGCCGCGCGCAGCACACAGGAGAUGGAGCGUGAGAUUGAGCGCUUGCAGCGACAGGUAGAUGCAGCAGUGGCGCGCAACGCCGACCUCGAGAACCAACUUGCACAGGCCGCCAAUUCAUCAGCAGACUACGCAGCUCACAGGGGAGCUAGUGAAGCGCGGGGAAUGAGCAGGUCCAUCGACGUGGACGGGCUGCAAGUGGCGAAGGAAAGUCUGAAUAUGCUAUCACAGAAGCUUCAGGUCUCGCUAUACUUUGACAAGAAUCUCACAUGCGUAGUAGGGACAGACGAGGACUUCUCCAUCUUGCUCACCUACGACCCGGCAACCGAGCGGCUGUACAUUUACUCGUCGCUCCUCACGGAACUUCCAGAGAACUUGCCCCUACGCAUGAAACUAUACGAGUUACUUCUCGAAGGGUCGCUGCUCGGUCGCGAAGUGUGCGGCGGUGGCAUUGGCCUAUCGAUGCAGAACAGCGUUGUCGUGCUCACAACGUCUCUCCCGAUGCGCCACUGCAGUGCAGCGGCGCUGUGUGAGACGCUGCCGCUCUUUGUGGAGACGCUCCUGCGCUGGAGAAGUCUCGUCGACGAGCUCCUGCGGUAG
Leishmania braziliensis MHOM/BR/75/M2904 is the source of this 933-nucleotide messenger RNA. RefSeq lists its product as hypothetical. The record is from RefSeq and is a predicted model, not a curated record. The transcript has a single exon. Bases 1 to 933 code for a protein of 310 amino acids. Gene Ontology annotation, molecular function: protein binding. Lineage: Eukaryota; Euglenozoa; Kinetoplastea; Trypanosomatida; Trypanosomatidae. Gene Ontology annotation, biological process: protein secretion by the type III secretion system.